AUGCGAUUCAAUAAUAUUGUGCAUGAUUUUGUUUCUACUAAUUGUUUAACAUUGCUGAUAUGGUCAUCUGACGAUAUUGUUUAUUCAUUAUCCGAUACAAUAAUUGAUCAACUUUGUUCAGAAAUCCUACCUGAAAUUUAUUAUGAAGUCAAAUGGCUAAAACUUGAAUCAUUAUCAAUGGAAUGUAUUUUUCGUGCCGUUGAUUAUCCCAAUUUAUAUCAACUUGAUUUGUACAACAUUGAAGAAGAAUCAUUUAAACGUUUGUUCAUUGAUGAAACUGAUUUAACUUCUAGCUAUCGUAGUCAGAUAUCUAAAUUGGUUAUUACAGUGGGCAACAAUAAAAACAUAUCAUCAUUGAGAGAUACAAUAGCAAGUUUAUUUAUCAAUAUCGUUAAUGUUUUCACCAAGUUACAUUAUUUAAAUUUCCAUUCAUUUACAAAACUCUCGAGUGAAUAUUUAUCAUGCGCUGGAAAACCUCCGAACAUUUUCUCUUCAACAUUAACCGAAUUGUAUGUUAAUUUGCGAGAAUUCGAUGAUUGUCUUUAUCUACUUGAUGAUCGUUUCAAUCAACUUCGUACCUUCUGUGUUAAUAUUAAUUUAAUUGAUAUUCCACUGACAAUUAUCAAUAAUAAAUUUGCGGACUUAAUUGUGCCACUUUUACAUCGAAUGUUAAAUCUUGAAGAACUCGCUUUAUAUAUUGUUCUUAAAAGUAAUGAAAUAUUUAUUGAUGGAAAUAGUUUAACGAAGAAUAUUAUUAAUCCUCUAUCACGAUUACACAAAUUUAUGUUUAAUAUUCGAUCAGUUUUGUAUCUUCACAAUAAACCUUCUUUACCGUCAAAUGAAGAAAUUUCUCGUACAUUUACAAAUUUCACGAAUAUGAAAGUUAUUUCUUGCGUUGAUUAUUUUCGAAGGAAUGACACUGGCCAAUGCCAUAUUUAUUCAUAUCCAUAUACAAUGCAACAUUAUAGAAGUAUUACAAAUAGUUUUUCAGGUGGUUUAUUCAAAUGUGUUCGUGAAGUAUCAUUAUUUGAUGAACAUCCUUUUGAACAUGAGUUCUUUCUUAAACUUGCUCAAUCAUUUCCAUUUCUUAAAACCUUAUCUGUAAAUAAUUGGAAAGCUCAAAAAUAUAAAAAUUGUCAAAUAUUAAAUUACAAUAAUCAACAUUUCUCAAUUAUUAAAUAUCCUUAUCUUACCAAACUCAUUUUUCCUUCGGCUCAUGAUGACUAUGUUGAACAAUUUCUCGAUGAUACAAAAACGUCUAUAUCGAAUAAUAUUUCUCUUUUUGUCCAUUAUCAUCCUUUACGAAAGGCAACACACAAUUUCUCAAGAGUAACAACACGAAUGAAUUGUUCGAAAUUGAGUGAUUUACGUAUCCUUGAUAAAAUCAAAAUAUUGGAACAUCAAGCUUAUUUUCCAAAUUAUUUCAAGGAAUCAGCAAGUACAACAACUACUGUAUCUUCAGUAAUUGUUUCUGCAUAUUGGACUUUUGAUAAUACGAUAGCAGAUUCAUAUGGAGUUUAUGUUGGUCAACUAAUAAAUAAUCCACUAUAUACUACUGCGACUGCAACUAAUUUGCCUUAUGUAGGAAAUGGUCAAGCACUUAUCUUUAAUUCAGCAUCGAAUCAAUCAUUUAUGAUUUCGAGUUCAUUAUUUGAUUUAAGUUAUACAAGUUUUACCAUUGAAGCUUGGAUUUAUCCUACGUCGUUUACCGGUGAUCGUGGAAUAUUUGGUCAAUGUCAAUGCUCAAUCUGUGAAAAUCAAUGUUUAUAUUUAAUUAUUCGAAAUUAUCGCUUGUACAUUGAUUUCACAUCGAAUUAUUUAUCUGGUUCGACGACUUUAUCAACUUCUAAUUGGUAUCAUAUAGCUUUUGUUUGUAAUUAUCAAACACGACAGCAAAUAUUAUAUGUCAAUAAAAUUCAAGAUGCUAUCAAAUCAAAUGCACAGGCUUAUCAAGGAAAAAAUGGAAGUAUCCAAAUUGGUUCAACUCAAGUUUAUUCGACAAUGAACUUUUUUCAAGGUUAUAUUGAUAAUGUAGCAUUAACAACAAGAGCAAAAUCUUCAAUAGAAAUUUUACGUGAUGCAUCUUUAAUGGCUUAUUAUUCAUUUGAUUUACCAAAUCCAACUGUUGACAAUGGUCCAAAUGGAUUAAAUGCAACAUCGAGUAAUGCAGUUACAGCUACUGGACGUGUCAAUGAGGCAAUUCAUUUCCUUGGAUCAUCAUCAUCGUUUUUCCGAGUUUACGGUCUCUAUCAGAUUUCAUAUGGCGUUGCUAAUAGCAAACCAUUUUCAAUUGCUUUAUGGAUAAAUCCAUCAUCAGUCAGUAGUAUGGCAAUUAUCCAGAUGUUUUUAUCAACUAUAUCUUCAACGUGUGAGACUUUGCUUGGUAUUUACUCAACCGUCGGAUCAGCGGGACAGAUCAUUGUACACAACUUCAAUACCUAUGGAUCAUAUUUGACUGGUCCAUUUAUAACACAAAAUACUUGGACACACAUUUCAUUGACAUACAGUCAAACAAAUGGAUACACAUUGUAUGUUAAUGGAGUUCUGUUUGGUGCAACUGGCAGUUUUUCAUAUUGGUCGAGCAGUACAUUCGCAUAUCUUUUCAUAGGUUAUGGCUAUGGUUGUUCUUUUACUUUUGUAACGAGUUCUUAUCAGGGUUACAUUGAUGAACUCUAUAUUUAUAAUCGAGAACUAUCACAAGCAGAUGUUACUGAUCUUGCUAAUCCGUGA
Molecule: messenger RNA, 2730 nt
Organism: Rotaria sp. Silwood2
Lineage: Eukaryota; Metazoa; Rotifera; Eurotatoria; Philodinida; Philodinidae
Source: the annotation of a GenBank genome assembly